AUUUUCUCCACCAGUCUUUUUGUCUUUCUCGAGCACUCUCGGAUUUGACGGCACCGCCAAAACCCUAGUUCUCUCCACAGCGGCGCAUUCCGUGCUGAGUUUCCGCUUCAAUUUCCCUUAAUUUCUUGAGGAGCCAGGAGGGGUUGAUGACCUGGGGUUUCACUUGAAAGUUUGUGACUUUUAUGUUUCUAAAAGAAAUGCCAUUAACGGGACAUUCUUGACUGAUUGGAGUUGAUGUCUUGAAGAGGGAUAACAUACUGCAUGAUGACAGUUGUGAGUUUCACUUGGAGACGGUUGUAAAUGCUUCUCAGUUGAUAUUCUUGCAACUUUUGAAGUGCUAAAGUUGCAUACUUAGCUCUUAGCAUGGACCGCCAGGACACAUCAGGUUUUGUUAGUGGUGGUUGCUGCUUCAUCUUCAGAAGCUUUUGGUUGAUUUUUAGCUACUAGAUCUUGUGCGGCCCUUCCUUCUUCCCUGUAGACCACAGAAAUCCAGCAAUCUAUUCUUUAUAUUAUUUUCGUGUCUAUAUAUUUUACCUUUUAGUUCGGUUGAAGUCGUGAAUUUCAUUGCAUGGAUGGUACCCAUGGCCAUACAGCUACUUUGGCCUCUGCAUCAAGAGAUGGGGGCGAAGUUGUUGACUAUACUGUUGUUUCUACUCUAGAUUUUGAUUCACCUGGCCUGCCAGGCUCUUAUGUUUCCAAGGGAAGCAAGAGAAAAUGUACUACUGUUGAUCGACCAAUUAAAUUCAAAGAUGGGUCUUCUCUGGUUCUUGGGUUGGGGCGUUCAUCAAGUUCCUGCACUAGCAUAUGCUCAGGGAACGAAAUUGAAGAGGAGUCUUCUGUAGAUCUUGGUCUGAGUAUCAACCUCAACAUAGGAGAUUGCAGGUCAUCCAAUCCAAAGCAGGUUUCUGCUGGUGGGGCAUUGAAUGCAAUUACGGUACGGAGGCCUGUUUUAAACCUUCAAUUAAGUCUAUCCACUGGACCUGCUGAAUCUGAUGUAACCACUGGCAGCCAAGGAUUCGUUCCUUACCAGAAUUACUCUGAGUCACCAGUUUUAACCCCUACAUUUCAACUAGUGGAUGAAGGGUCAACAUCUUCUCGGUGGAAAACUGGCCCUCUUGUUGCCCCCUUGGAUUGUCCACUAGAGAUCUCCAUCCCAUUUGACCAAGUCCAUGACAGUGGGAAUCCUAAUCCAGUGGUGUCUAGUAACCCCUCAACUGCAUUGGUGACACCAAGUUUGGCUGGCAGUGCUUCUUGUCUACUUAACAAACAGCAACAACGCAAAGCUAGAGUGAAAACUUGUCGUUUUGAAGGAUGCACCAGGGGUGCAAGGGGUGCUUCUGGUCUCUGUAUUGCCCAUGGAGGUGGCAGGAGGUGCCAAAAAGCUGGUUGUCAGAAGGGAGCUGAGGGCAGGACUGUAUUUUGCAAGGCACAUGGUGGUGGUCGGAGGUGCCAGCAUCUUGGGUGUACUAAAAGUGCCGAAGGCCGUACUGACUACUGCAUAGGUCAUGGUGGCGGUAGGAGGUGUAGUCAUGAGGGUUGCUCUCGUGCAGCAAGAGGUAAGUCUGGCCUCUGCAUCCGUCAUGGGGGUGGUAAAAGGUGCAAGAUGGAAAAUUGCAGUAAGAGUGCUGAGGGCAUCUCUGGCCUUUGCAUAUCCCACGGAGGUGGGCGUCGCUGCCAAUACCCUGAGUGUACAAAAGGUGCUCAAGGGAGCACAAUGUUCUGUAAAGCUCACGGUGGUGGCAGAAGGUGCACGGUUUUGGGAUGCACAAAAGGUGCAGAAGGGAGCACUCCAUUCUGUAAGGGCCACGGUGGCGGGAAAAGAUGUACAUCAGAAGGAUGCACUAAGAGCGUUCACGGGGGAACUUUAUUUUGUGUUAGUCAUGGGGGGGGCAAAAGAUGUGCUAUGCCUGGAUGUACCAAGAGUGCCAGGGGUCGUACAAGCUACUGUGUCCGUCAUGGUGGUGGAAAAAGGUGCAAGUUUGCAGGCUGUCCAAAAAGUGCACAAGGAAGCACUGAUUUUUGCAAGGCGCAUGGUGGAGGGAAACGAUGCUCUUGGGGACAGUUGGGUUCUGAGUUCAGCAGUCAAGGUGCUGUUCCUUGUGACAAGUUUGCAAGGGGAAAAUCUGGCCUCUGUGCUGCCCACAAUGCGCAAGUGCAGGAAAAAGAUAUCCAUGGCAGCUUUGAGUUGGUUUCAACGACACAGGACACGAGUUCUAACACAUCUACUCAAACGAAAGGCAUUUUUCCAGCUGGAACCCAUAUUCCUUAUCCUUGCACCACUGACAACAAUGGGGCACGAUCAGUUGGUUCAAUAAGUCAUGGACAUCAACCAAUAUCUCUGCCAAUUAUGGCACAAGAAAAUUUCGUGGUUGGAAAUGCUUGCUUGGAUCGGCUCUCUCUCCCUGAAGGCAGGGUGCAUGGAGGUAGCCUGAUGGCAAUGCUUAAAGGAGGGACAGCCUUUGCAACAAGCAAUAAUACUCAAGACAACAGUGGUGAAUUGGUGCCAGAGAAAUCUUUUCCUAUGUCACAUAGAUGGGUAUGAACAGAAUCCCUCACGCCAUUAUGUUGGUUGUGUUUUAGUUGUCUGUUGGUUCAAGUUGAGGAGUCUGUACUUUGUUAGUUAUUGGGUCUGGUCAUGGUGGAUGAGGUAUUUGUCUCUGAUUUAUGCAGCAGGUAUAGAUGUAUUCAAGAAAUUUUAAAGUCAAGUGUGUAAUCUAGGUAGGUAGGGUGGCUACAUUAUGUUAUAGUUAAACUGCAUGUGUCUCUUGUGAAUACAUUUAACUAUCAUGUGUCUCCUGUGAAUACAUAAUUGCUGUAAGUAUUGUUCUGUCUAUGUCGUUGAAUGGUUGCUGGA
Sesamum indicum (sesame) is the source of this 2854-nucleotide messenger RNA. RefSeq lists its product as uncharacterized. The record is from RefSeq and is a predicted model, not a curated record. Lineage: Eukaryota; Viridiplantae; Streptophyta; Magnoliopsida; Lamiales; Pedaliaceae.